AUGAUUCCCAGCAAGUACAAGGUUCUUCUUAUUUUCAUACUCUUCACGCUAAAUAAUGGGUUCGCGUGGCUCAUGUUUGAUCCCGUUGCAGGGUGGCUUGAAGAGAACUUCAAGGGAAUGUCAGUGAAUCAGCUGCAGAUUCUCUCCUCGUGGCAACCGCUGGUGUUUCUUGUGAUGUUCCUUCCCGUCAUGAAAAUGGUUACGCAACCAGAUGGACUUUGCCGAGCGGUGCGUCUCGGCGCUUCAUGUGAGAUGGUCGGUGCGGCAUUCAAGCUAGUGGGCGCGACUGCGCGCAAUUCCUGGGUCGGUGUGCCUCUCCUUCACGUUGGUCAAAUAUUCAGUGGAGUGGGUUCACCGGUGGCGACGGGGUGUGUUUCCGCACUCUCCGCCAUCUGGUUUGAGCCGGAAGAGAGGACAAGGGCCACGGCAGCUGCGGUCUUGUCAAACAGCGUGGGGAAUUCAAUCUGCUAUCUUAUCGUGCCGACCAUGACGGAUGGAGCCACAUUCGUCUCCGUAACGGUGUAUGAGGUCGUAAUGGGCGGCAUUGCAACAGCACUCGUGUGGUUCGUCUUUCCCACACAGAAGCUGCCCCUCGAGGAGGAGUGCGUCGCACAGCCUGCAACCACGAAAAUCCUUAAAAAGGAGAAGAAGCCUUUGCGUAAGCAGCUCUAUCAACUGCUUAGCGAACCUUCAGCUGUUUGUCUCCUGUUGAUCUAUUCGUGGUCAAGUGGAGGAUUCUCAGCAUGGAUUUCGCUCUUUGACGCAACCUAUCACAAAUUCUUUUCGGAGAACUUUAUCGGAGUAAUGAGUUUCUCCGGCAUGUUGGCGUACGUUGCUGGUGGUUUAAUUUCAUCAUAUCUGACGGACCUUUACUUCAGUCGGCAAAUGAAGUAUGUGAUCUUUUUAUGUAUAACAUGCAACUCUGUCAGCAAUCUCAUUUUCGUGGCUUCCGCACCAAACAAUGAUGGGGAUUCGUUGUGGACACUCGGUAGGGCGUGGAUCGUGGCGGUCACGGCACUGUGUGGAUUCUGGAAUGGUGCCGCGGCUCCAUUGUUUUACGAGCUGAUUGCGGAAGUCUCGUUCCCGGUAGAUGAGGGUGUGAGCGGCAUUGGUGUGUCUGUCUGUGAAAACCUUGGAGCACUAGCCUUUUAUCAAGUUGUCUCACGCUUCUACAGGGGACAAUCUAUGAGCGUCGCGUACUCGUUUGGGAUGACAGUAGCCGUGGCUCUCGCGGCUGCGGUGCGACAGAGGUACAACAGAUCGUACCAUGUGUAUAUGCUGACGCGUGAACAGCCCAAGGAGGUAGUUGUAGAAAGUUGCGCAUCUUCAUUGCCAUAG
Messenger RNA from Trypanosoma grayi, 1338 nucleotides. RefSeq names its product MFS transporter, FLVCR family, disrupted in renal carcinoma protein 2. The coding region runs from base 1 to 1338 and encodes 445 amino acids. The record is from RefSeq and is a predicted model, not a curated record. Gene Ontology annotation, biological process: transmembrane transport. The transcript has a single exon. Lineage: Eukaryota; Euglenozoa; Kinetoplastea; Trypanosomatida; Trypanosomatidae. Gene Ontology annotation, molecular function: transmembrane transporter activity. Gene Ontology annotation, cellular component: membrane.